ACAUCGCGCCAUUAUUUGGGAACAUGAAGAAGAGAGAAAGCAUCCAGGAACCUAGAUUUGAUUGUUAUAACCAUGAAGUUCCUGACAUUGACCUCAGUGAUUGUGAAUUUCCACAUGUAAUUGAAAUUUAUGACUUUCCCCAAGAAUUUCGUACUGAAGACCUCCUCCGGAUUUUCUGCAGUUAUCAAAAGAAAGGAUUUGAUAUUAAAUGGGUGGAUGACACGCAUGCCCUAGGAAUAUUCUCCAGUCCAAUUACAGCUCGUGAUGCUCUGAGUAAUAAACAUCCGAUGGUGAAGACCCGCCCUUUGUCACAGGCCACUAGAGCAGCCAAGGCCAAAGCCAGAGCUUAUGCUGAAUUCCUCCAGCCAGCAAAGGAGCGUCCUGAGACUUCGGCAGCCUUAGCCAGAAGGUUAGUCAUCAGUGCCCUUGGAGUUCGAAGUAAGCAGAGUAAAGCUGAGCGGGAAGCUGAGCUUAAGAAACUGCAAGAAGCCCGAGAGAAAAAACGGUUGGAAGCCAAGCAACGGGAAGACAUCUGGGAAGGCAGAGAACAGUCUGCUGCUUGAACAACACUCAGUGAAAAGGAUAAUUCCAUGAAUUCAGAAAAUGUUUCCAUAGUCUUCAGAUAAGAAGACCCUUCCAGAGCUCUUCAUACUUGCAGAUGUGCGUAUUAAUGAAAGAAGUAAAACCAUCAAGACAAGCACUGACUAGGUGUAGAAAGAAGAUGGAUUCCUGUCUGUCUUCAUUCCAGAAGGCAGUGCUUUGGAAUUGCCUUCCUGUUGUGGGCACAGAAGAGAG
Messenger RNA from Elephantulus edwardii (Cape elephant shrew), 795 nucleotides. RefSeq names its product R3H domain and coiled-coil containing 1-like (gene R3HCC1L). Gene Ontology annotation, molecular function: nucleic acid binding. The transcript is spliced from 7 exons. The record is from RefSeq and is a predicted model, not a curated record. Bases 24 to 563 code for a protein of 179 amino acids. Lineage: Eukaryota; Metazoa; Chordata; Mammalia; Macroscelidea; Macroscelididae.